Molecule: messenger RNA, 4540 nt
Organism: Labrus bergylta (ballan wrasse)
Lineage: Eukaryota; Metazoa; Chordata; Actinopteri; Labriformes; Labridae
Source: RefSeq, a predicted model, not a curated record
UUGCGCAUGCGUCGUGGUGAUCGUAACGGAAGCAGCACGGCAGCACUCACAGCUCGGCUGUCUGACAGACACUGAAUGAAAACGCACUGAUUUCGACCUAAAAAUGCUGAAAUUUCUACCCAAACUGAUGCUGCUGGUGCUGCUAGCAUUCCCGGCUACUAUUCUCAUGAAAGGGCCGAUGGUCAGCGCCCAGGACCUGACUGAGGACGAGGAGGCUGAGGCUGUGGAUGAAGAUGCUGUGGAUGAUGUGGCAGCGGAGGACGAAGACGACGAGGCAGAAGUGGAAGACGACGAAAAUGCAGAACUGACGGAGGAAAAAGAAGAUGAAGAGGAGGAGGCGCUGGUCGGAGAGGUGAAAGCUUCCCCCAACGCUGACACCACCAUCCUGUUCGUCAAAGGAGACGACUUCCCUGCUAACAACAUCGUAAAGUUCCUGCUCGGCUUCACCAACAAAGGAUCAGAGAACUUUGUCGUGGAGUCUCUGGACGCCUCUUUCCGUUACCCACAGGAUUAUCAGUUCUACAUCCAGAACUUCACUGCUCUCCAGCUCGGCAUCGAGGUUCCCUCCGGCAGACAGGCCACCUUCGAGUACUCCUUCAUCCCCGCAGAGCCGAUGGGAGGACGGCCGUUCGGACUCGUCAUCAACCUCAACUACAAGGACGGCAGUGGAAAUAUUUUCCAGGAUGCAGUUUUCAACCAGACGGUUACCAUCACUGAGAGAGAAGAUGGACUAGAUGGAGAGACGAUCUUCAUGUACGUCUUCCUGUCAGGCCUCGGGCUGUUGGUCGUUGUCGGCCUUCACCAGCUGAUGGAGUCGAGGAAGAGGAGGCGUCCUGCUCCAAAGGUGGAAAUGGGAACUUCGAGCCACAACGAUGUCGACCUGAGCUGGAUCCCACAGGAAACACUCAACCAGAUCAUGCAGAGUCGCAGAGACAAAGCGUCUCCGAAAAGAUCUCCUCGCAAAAGAAGCCAGAAGCGCUCGGCCGGCUCAGACGAGUGACGGGUCCCUGACGCCACGGCGACAGAUCUUCACCCGUCUACAUAUUGAGGAAGAGGAGGAGGAGACAAGGGGAGGGCUGUGAGCGCCACGCCAAGCGCAACUCUGCCUUCUUUACUGAGGAACUUUAACCAGUGCCAAGCACAGCUAUGACUGGCUCUACUUUCAGCUUAAAAACUGUUCCACACACACACACACACACACACACACACACACACACACACACACACACACACACACACACACACACACACACACACACACACACACACACACACACACACACACACACAGGCAGGUUUGUUUAAUGUUUUCUAAAGAGAGGUGAAAGGAAGGUCUUGGAACAGGUGUGUGGGUUUUAAAGGCAGGUGAGGAUGUUUUCUAUACAGGUUGUUGCGUUUCUUUUGGAUGAUGUGUUUGCCUUCGUAAGAGAACUGCUGAUUUGAUCGUCGUGGGACAGUUUUGAUUGUUUCUUCGUUGAUUACCUCCCACUCUGGUGUAGGGCUGAAACAAAUAGUGGUUCAUCAAUCAGUUUAGCAUCAAUAUUCAUUUGUUAUGAUGAUAAACUGAAAAUCUUGUCUUUUUUGACUUUUGAUGAACAUUUGUCACUUUUUCUACAUUUACCAACAAAUAAUAACUGUAAUCAUUAUUUACAGUCCUACCCUGGAGUGUUAAAACGGUAACAUGCAGUCUUUUGUUUUCAAUUGUGCAUUUUGUUUUUGUAGUUUCAAGUUCACAGAUUGUGUCAGAUGUGUUUCUAGCUGCUGUUGUUUUUUUUUCUUCGGCUCCCUUUCACUGCACUGAUCCUGAGAAUAUUCUGAUCCUGGUGUCGGGUAUCACUGAUUCACACUCUCCUGACGCUAGGUCACUAAAGAAUGCCGCCGUCCUGUUAAAUGUAGCAGAGUGGAACGCUUUGAGCUCUCUGUGUCUGAAUGAACCCUGCAGACGGCCUGACAGUAGUUUUCAAAGUGUUACUUUCAAACUAAGGUUUUAAUAUGCGACAGAAUAAGGAGUCAAAAUUAAGAAACAAAAUAAAAUGUAGGAGCUUGCAAGAGCGCACUCAGUAGCAUCCCUGUGGACUUGUGUGUGCCGUUAUUGUGUAUAAACGGUUCCUAUAAAUGUCUUCGUUGCUACAUAGUUUUGAUUUGGGUGUUGCCUUUAAAUGUGGCACAUAUAUUGCUGGAUGAAUUUGGCAUUUAACUGGUUCAAAUCCAGUGCAGUCUGCAGCUGAACUAUCAUAAGACAGGUGAACAUUGCCUUGUUUGGUUUAUGAAAUACAGAGUGAGAAUUCAUGAUUAUUUCAUGUUUGAAGUUCACAUUUUGGGAUGAGACGCAAAGCAGGAAGUUGUCAGUUUUCAGAAAAAAGUCGCCUUUUUGGACUGUUGGAGUAACAACACCAACAAAUGAAAAGACCUAAAUGAGACUUAAACACCAUGAUAGACAUUUCUAACUGUUCUCUUAUGAAGAAUGGCAGAAUUAAAGAUGACAAUAAUAAGUUUACUACAAAGGAUCUUCAGAGUCUGCUGAAAUGAUGCAGAAUGACCAAAAGUCAGGAAUAUCACAUCAGCAGGUGGAGAACAUGAUUCUUUUGCUUUCUAAUCAGAUCUGCAUAAAGGAAGUUAGGAAGACGAGUGGAGCACAGUGUCUGAUAGAAAACUUCCAUAUAUAUGCCUGACUUAGUAAAAUAAUGAACCCAACACUCACACGUUACAGAAACUAAGAGGAAACCAUUCACCGUGUCAUCAACAACCUCAGCAACUCAGAUGAGACUUCUUGUAGAAUCGCAAGAUUUAAAAAUUACAAACUACGGAAGCCCUGAAGGCAAGUGAGAAAAAACAUUCUGGUUAUCCUUUUUUUCAAAGUCUGAUCUAAAUUGUUUUCUCUUCUGUGUUCAGUUGUGUCAGUUCUAAAAAGACACAUUUCUCUUUUCUAUAAGUUUACCAAUUCCUUAGUGUUAGUUUUUUUAUUUUAUUCAAGCUAAAUUCAUUUUUCUGACUUAUUCUCGCUGUGAAAAUAUGCAGCUAAAUGUUCUAACAGGCUCUGUUCUGCAUCAUUUGCCUGUCUGGGCAAUUUAUAUUUAUUAGUCAUGUUUUUUAAAAAAAAUUAACUCAUCUAUUUUCUUAAAAUAGAAACGCAUAAUUGUCCAAGUUUCUUAAUUUGGCUGUGGCAGCGGGUGCAAAAUCAGUUCUAGCAGGCGAUUUUAUUUCCUUGAAUCACUUCCAAUGACAACAUGAGGAGAGAUGUUUAGACAGGCUGAAGAAAUGUUCUCAGGUUUUCUCCGACGUUAUUUUUUCUCCUUCCAAAUCAGAAAUGUCAAAGUUUCAAUCAAGCGCUUGUUGAAAUAUUAAUUUUAGCAACAAGAAAUAAUGAAUCCAUGCAACCCAAACAGAAGGAAGCUGCAUACAGCAUACUAGAAGUCAAAACGUUUUCUCCUUUUUUUGGGACUGAAAUUACAAAAUUCAUUUUAAUGAAUCCGUUUCGUAUGAAAAAGCCACAUUAAAGAAAAAAGGAAGAAUAAAGUUGUAUAGUUGCAAGGAAAAAAAGUCAAAUGUAAGUGUAGUUUCUGAUUUUGCUAUGCUUGGCCAUGCUCUGCCUGUAUGUUUUGUUAUUGUGGCGGAGCAUCUUGAGAAGACUUUUAUUUGAUAAUUAAUGUUUAAAUACUAAAGUUUAAAGCCUAACCAUGGCCUAACAUUACAACAUCAUUAUUUUAAUAUUUUGACUUUCUUCUCAUAAAAUAAGGACUUUCUCAUCCUACGACUUUUUUCCUUGUUCUAUAUAAAUUGUUCUUAGUUCAUUUUGUCAUUUCAUGAGAUAGUUUCCCGCCUUUUUUUCCUGACAUUUUCACUCAGAAGAUAAAACGGUUAAGACUCAGACUAAAGACAUGUCUUUUCUUCUUCUCUCUUGUCCUUCAGGGGUUAAAUAUCAAACCAUCAACAUGUGCCUGUUUUCUACUUUUCUUGAUUCUCUCUGUAACCAUAUUUUCAAAAUCAGAAGAUCAAUUUACCUGAAAGUGAAUCUGAGUGUUUUUGUUUUCUAUUUUCUUUUUCAAUUGUAACAAUGUUGAACUGGCUGAAGCACUGGUGUAAAUACUGGCUGAUGGAGGAUCACAGCAAAAUUACUGAGCUAAUUUAUUUGAGUGACAGAUUUGGUCCUAAAUAGGGUGGGGUUUUGUGCACUGUUAUUUUAUUUUACCACUAGGGGACAGCACUGAUUUGCUUUGCAGGCUGUGGGCUCUGUUUGAAGUUCCUGCUCUGCAGAGCUUUUACAUUUAAAGCUUUGUGGUUCUGUGAGGAAAUGACCUCAAAGUUUGGAUUCAAACUGUUGUUUCAUGUUGGAAUUAGACAAUCCGACAAGUUGCAUUAUCAGAAAAACACAGUCCAGAUUUAACACACCUGAUACGGAUCAUAGAUCCACAGAAAACUGAGCGGAUGUUUAGGUUUUUCUUUUCUUUUCUAAGAUGAUGGGGCUGUCAUUCACAGAUUGAAGUUUCGACUUUCAUUUGCUUUUAAAUGUGCAGAAAAUAAACUUUGAUGAUUUGCUGUA